AUGGAGCUCAAUAACUUCGAAUUCCUAGCCUUCUUCCUUUGCUCAAGCAUUUUCGGUCUGCUCUCCGCAGUCUGGUCUACAACUGAACUCAUCAGCGAUCGUGAGAUCGUUCUCUUGAUCGGAGUCUUUGUCGCAGUCGCGAUCGCGCUUCUCGCGCGUCUAUCCACCAGCAAGGCGCUCACCAAAUUCCUCACGAUCGACGUUGACGGGGUACACGAGAAACAGCUUCGCGAUCUCAGUGAAGCGCAUCGUCGUCACGUCGCGAGCGUAAAGCACGAGAGCAAUCGCGAGAACCUUCGCCUUCGUAACGACAUCAACUACGCUGCUAUGAAAUUCGACCGCCUAUACAACGAGCACGACUACAUGUCUAGCAUGUACCAGCAGCAGAUGCACCACACUCAAGAACAAGACGACCGCAUCGAGUACCUCGAGAAGAAGCUUCAAGAGUUCGGACAGUCUACCCCCGUUACUCGCGCUCCUUUCUCCGCGCCGCACUCUCAGAUCAGCUUCUCGCUUCCGCCACGUCGCCAGCGAUCUGAGGAGGCCUUCAACUACGUUCCUCUCAAGGGCUCACUGUCUCAGGUUGUUGAGAGCAAGGAUGAAUAA
This is a messenger RNA of Alternaria conjuncta, 606 nucleotides long. RefSeq lists its product as uncharacterized. The transcript is spliced from 2 exons. The coding region runs from base 1 to 606 and encodes 201 amino acids. The record is from RefSeq and is a predicted model, not a curated record. NCBI's taxonomy places the organism in Eukaryota, Fungi, Ascomycota, Dothideomycetes, Pleosporales, Pleosporaceae.